Molecule: messenger RNA, 4502 nt
Organism: Cygnus olor (mute swan)
Lineage: Eukaryota; Metazoa; Chordata; Aves; Anseriformes; Anatidae
Exons: 18
Coding region: 16-3720 (1234 amino acids)
Biological process (GO): intermediate filament organization; keratinization
Cellular component (GO): keratin filament
Molecular function (GO): structural constituent of skin epidermis
Source: RefSeq, a predicted model, not a curated record
GUCACAUCUGCCAGCAUGAGCCAGCAGCUGUCAGCUGGGAGGUGUCGUCAUGGGAGGAAUUUCUCAGCAUCUUCUGCUGUGAGCGGUGUGAGCCGCUGCCAGAGCAGCACCUUCCCCUCUGCUGCACCACUGGGCAGAGGGCACGGAGCCUGGAGCAGCCAAAGCCUCUCUGACAUGGGGGGCUGGAAGUGGAUUUCUGCUGGCCACAGCCUGGCACGGGCAGGCUGUGGAGGGUGGGGACGCAGGGGUGUACGCGCCUGCAGUGAAAGGGGGGGUCAGGGGAGAGCCUUCAUCUGCAGAAAUGAAGGUAUUCAUGUGGUGCACGUCAACGAGAGUCUGCUGCAGCCUCUUGAUGUGAAGAUCGACCCUGAAAUGCAGCACAUCCGAAGGCAGGAGCGAGAGCAGCUGAAGAGCCUCAACAACCAGUUUGCCUGCUUGAUUGACAAGGUGCAGCGUCUGGAGCAGCGGAACAGGCUGCUGGCCACCAAAUGGGACCUCCUCCAAAAGCAGGUCCUGCCAUCCCAGAAGAACUUCAGGCAGGUCUUCGACAACUUCAUCUGCAGCCUGCAGAGGCGGCUGGACUCGCUGCUGCAUGAGAGGGAGAGGAUGGAGCCUGAGCUGAACAACACGGAGAAGCUUGUUGAAGAGUUCAAAUGCAAAUACGAGCAGGAAGCAAGCAGACGCACAGCUGCUGAGAAUGAGUUCGUGUUACUGAAGAAGGAUGCGGACUGUGUCUAUCUGACCAAGGCAAAGCUGGAAGCAAAGCUGGAAACCCUAAAGCAGGAGAGAGAGUUCCUGAAGUGUGUGUCGGCUCAGGAAAUUGCUGAGCUGGAGACAAGCCUCUGUGAUAACUCCAUUGUUGUGAAAAUGGACUACAGCCGAGGUCUGGACAUGGAAGGCAUCCUCAGGAGCAUUGAUUGCUGGUAUGAGGAUGCAGCUCAGAAAAGCAAGACAGAGUUGGAUGCAUUGUACAGAACAAGGUACCAAGAGCUUGAGGAGGCAAAGAGGAGUCAUUGCAAUCAACUCAAGUCCCACCAGCAACAGAUUGAAGAGCUGAGUUUUGUGAUCCAGAGAUGGCAGUGUGACCUUGAAAACGUGAAGAAGCAGGUGUUCUCUCUGCAAACAUCAGUUAGGGAUACUGAGCAGCGCGGGGACUGUGCCCUGAAGGAUGCGCAGAAGAAACACACGGAGCUGCAGAACGCCCUCCAGAAGGCCAAGAACGAGCUGGCUUCCAUGCUGCGGGGUUACCAGGAGCUGCUGAACGUCAAGCUGGCCCUGGACAUUGAGAUUGCAACCUAUAAGACUUUACUGGAGGGUGAAGAGAGCAGAAUAUGCAUUUGGAGCCCCGUGAGAGUGUUGAUCACCACACCUUGCAACAGCUCCUCUGGCUGCAAAGCCAGCCUGGGCUGUGGACCUGGUCUGCAGUGCAGAAGACGCGGGUCCUUCUGUGGUGCCAGGAGGGCAUCCCAGCUGGGAGAUGCUGCAGCCUGCCAUGGGGGGUUCACCUCGAGAAGCGCCGCCAGCUCAGCAGGGAGGUGCUGGGUCCCUGGUGCUCCCAGCUGUGGCUGCUUCCCCAGGAGUAGCUCUGGAUGUGGGGGCCAUUCGUGCCAGAGCUCAGCCCCCAUGGGUGCUGGUGGGCUCUGCAAAGGGGCUGGCAGACAGUGUGGGGAGAGCUGUGGAGCUGUGCAGAGCUUGGGAAACCCAACUUGCUCACGAGUGGUGCACUGGCCAGGGAAGGGGAUCCCAGCUGGGCCUCUGUGCCCCGGGAAUACCUGCAUCCGUCAAGGUGUCACUGCAGCGGGAUCUCCGUUCCUCUCCUGCAGCAGAGCUUCCCCCGAACCUCCACAUUCUGCCUCCACGGGAGCCACGAUGAGCAGACAGGCGCCCACGGUGAGGUCCGUGCUGGGACGGAGAGGUUUCAGCUCAGCCUCGGAGAUCUGCGGCCGAAGCUUCGCCGCCUCCGCCUGCCAGCCCGCCCGCUGCGGGGCUGGCGCCUACAGCAGCAGGAGCGUCUGCAACCUGGGUGGAAGCAGGAGAAUUUCCUACGUGAACGGGGUCUGUGGUACUGGAUGUUUCGGAGACUUCGGCUUUGGAGGUGUAGGCUACGGUGGUGUCGGAGGAAGGGUCGGCCUUUGCGGCCCCAGGGGAUACAGCAUCAUCAGAGGCUACCCCGAUCGCAAGGCUGACGGCAUCCAAGGCAUCUGCAUCGACGAGCGGCUUCUGAAGCCCCUCUGCGUUGGGGUCGACCCACUGGAGCAUGAAAUACGCUGCCAGGAGAAGGAGCAGAUAAAGACCCUCAACACCCAGUUUGCCUGCUUCAUCGACAAGGUCCGCUUCCUGGAGCAGCAGAACAAGGUGCUGGAGACCAAAUGGGGCCUCCUGCAGCAGUACGUGCUACCGAAGAAAGGGAAGAACCUCGAGCUGUACUUUGAGAACUACAUCUGUGACCUGCGGAAGCGCCUGGACUGCUUGCUGUGCGAAAAGCAAAAGCUGGGCAGUGAAGAGUGUGCCACGAGCCAGCUGGUAGAGGAGUUCAAGUGCAAAUAUGAAGAGGAAAUCAACAGGCGUACAACUGUAGAGAACGAGUUCGUAGCACUCAAAAAGGACGCAGACUGUAUCUUCUUGAACAAGGAAGAGCUGGAGGUGAAGGUGGAUCUGCUAAGAAGGCAAUUGGAGUUGCUGAAAUGUGUGUUUGAGGAGGAACGAGCUCAGGUAGAUCGCCAGUUAUGCGACACCUCGGUCAUUGUGAAAAUGGACAACAACCGAGACCUGGACAUGGAAAGUAUCAUUAAGAACGUGGAGUGCUGGUACCAAGAAAUAGCCCAGAAGAGUAAAGAAGAAGUGGAUGCCUUCUACCAAACCAGGUUUCAGGAGCUUCAGGAUAAAAGGGGCAAGUAUUGCGAUGAUCUGCAGAGCAACAAGUGUGAGAUUUCGGAACUAACCCGGAUGAUACAGAAGUUGCAGUGUGAGCUGGAGAAUGUGAAGAAGCAGGUCUCCUGCCUGCAAACUUCCAUCUGUGAUGUUGAGCAGCGCGGGGACUGUGCCCUGAAAGAUGCACGGGAGAAGCACGUUGAGCUGCAGAACGCCCUCCAGAAGGCCAAGGAUGAGCUGGCUUGCAUGCUGCGGGAUUACCAGGAGCUGCUGAACGUCAAGCUGGCCCUGGACAUUGAGAUUGCAACCUAUAAGACUUUACUGGAGGGUGAAGAGAGCAGGAUAUGUGUGGGGAACCCAGUGAGCGUGUCUGUGGUCAGCAGCGGCUACAAUAUCCCUGAAGACUGCGGGAUGCUGGCUGCGAACGCAGCCGCGUGUGGCUACGGCUCCCUGGGGAGGCGGUCCGGACGCCACAGCUCCCAGAAUGGAGGGUUCAGCUCCCGGAGCGCCGGGAUCCAUCCCAAGAGAGUCAUGAGCUCGGUGGCGAAGCAGUGCGUCCCAGAGGUGUACUGCCAAGCCGGGGGCGUCAGCUGCAAAAACGGGGGAUUCAGCUCCCGGAGCGGCGGGUACCCAGCCCGCACUGUCAUCAGCACGGGAAGCCCGGCCUUGAAUGCCAGGAUCGGGGCUUGCCAAGCUGGUGGCGUGGUCAGCUUUGGAAACCAAGGCUGCGUCAUCAGGCAGCUGGGGGGCUCCCCGGUCGUUGUUGCAAAUGGCCCCGAAGUUGUGGGGUGCAACAAUGGUGUGGUGGGGAAUUUCGGGGUUGUCAGAGACCCCUGUGUUGUUCCAUAGGGACAUCCACAGGGGUGGCGCAGCCAGGACCAUCAGAGCACAGUUCCUAUCACUGAGAUGAUGCAGAAUUGUUUCUCUGCCCACAAAUAGCACCAUUGUCACCAAGUCCAUUCCCAAACUCAUUAGCAUCAGACAUAUACCCCAUCAGGUAACGUUUUCAAAGUCCCCAACCCUAAAGUCACAUCUAGCAAGCUUCUCCAGCAGGUGUUCAACAUGGUGUUGUUUCCCUGAGUUUAUACUGCCUAGGUUAGUGCAGCUUUUAGGUUUUGUUUGUUCCACUGCCUUCCCUCCCUGGCUUUCCCAUAACGAGCAGAUUCAUUAGUGAUGUUCUUCCUUACAAGACACCUCUUCUUCUUACAGCACCUCCCAAAGCAUUUCAGAAAAGAGCAUGAUGGUUUAACUUUCCCAGGAGGCACUGCAAAGCGCACGUUCCUUUUCUUGUCAAAAAAUAAACCCUGAGCUGCAAAUCUGAGCUUAAAUUUUAAACAGGGCAAUUGCAACUUUCAAAGCACCUGCUAUUUACACUGCAGCCAUAGGCUUUUUGUGGAAUUUGCUUACAGAUGAAUACGUAGUACUUUCAUUUGCUUCUGCAUGUUAGGGGUGGCUAGUUCAAAGCGUGCUGAUUUUUAGAAGAGCUCACCCCCAUCCCCACCCCUGAAACACCAAGGAAGUUCCAAGGCUCUGAGUCUGACAUCUUUUACUCAUGUAAACUGAGCUUCCUUCAUUGACUGCUUGAAAUUCCCAGCUUUCCACUGUGCCUUCAAUAAACUGCAUUGAAAGUA